Melampsora larici-populina 98AG31 is the source of this 1008-nucleotide messenger RNA. RefSeq lists its product as uncharacterized. The coding region runs from base 1 to 1008 and encodes 335 amino acids. The transcript is spliced from 6 exons. Lineage: Eukaryota; Fungi; Basidiomycota; Pucciniomycetes; Pucciniales; Melampsoraceae. The record is from RefSeq and is a predicted model, not a curated record.
AUGCAUCUUUCCUUCGCUUAUCUGGGCUUCGUGCUCACUGCCUCCGCUGCUGCCGGUUCGCAUCAUUUGGCGAGAACCGACACGAUUGCUCGGUUGAGCGUCCGCAGUGACGAAGAAACCGGCAAAAAGGCUGAUCUCCAAAUGAAGUGCAUCGGUGGCUGUGGUGGCCUUCCUGCACCUGGCCCCUCUGCAUGCUGGAAUGCCCCGGUCGUCUGCCCAGCCGGCCAAGGUCUCCCACCAAUGAACACGUUCUUUUCACAAGUUCAAAGCUACACUGUGAUUACCUCCAACACCGUCGGCAUCUGGAACGGUGGCUUGGAUCCCCAAACCAUCUUACUUCAGUUCCAAGUCAUGGUGACCAGUCUUUCAACCCUGUUCUACAGCUUACAAGGUGGAUGUUCCUUCCAAGGAAACCCUCAAGUGUUCAUCUCCACUUUUGCCCCGAUGAUCAUCCAAAUCCAAAGCAUGAUCACGAUCAUCAACACUCAAUGUGUUGGUAUUAUCGGCUCCUUCCAAUCCUCAUUUGCCGUUCUAACUGUUUUGAUGCAAUCGAUCAUCGGUGUCGCCAUCACCAUGCAUGUCAACAUUCAGCAAUUUUUCUCAGCCUGUAACUUCAACCCUCAGCUCUGGUCACCACUUGGCUUCCCGGUCGAUAACUGGAUGAACGGAAUUCCAGGUUCAUUCCCUGGAGGUCCAGGUGGAUUCGGUCCAGGUGGACUCCCCGGAGGUCCAGGUGGACUUCCUGGAGGCAUUCCUAACGGUGUAGGCCCACAAGUCUUCCCAGGAGGCGGCCCUAACGGAGGUGGUGGUGGUGGUGCCUUCGGCUUCUUCCAACCCCUCAGUCACCUCGGUCAAUUACUCCAACAACUCCUCAUUAUUCUCGAACCUAUCUUCCAAGGCCUCGAACGCCUCUUAGCAGGUGUUGGUCUCCUCCUCGGCCAUCUCGGUGACGCUUUGGGCGGUCUCCUUGGUGGUGCCGGUGGUGCCAGUCCCGUUGGUUUCAUUUAG